Striga asiatica is the source of this 504-nucleotide messenger RNA. NCBI's taxonomy places the organism in Eukaryota, Viridiplantae, Streptophyta, Magnoliopsida, Lamiales, Orobanchaceae. The record is from the annotation of a GenBank genome assembly.
AUGCUCAAGGGUCUUUUGCCGCCUAUACUUUUGCUCGAGAAUUUUGAGUCUCGGAGUUUCCCCUUUGGUCAACCCUACCGACCCAUUACUCAAAUCUUUCUCCCCGAGAGCCUCGCAGCUCGCCCUCAGCUCCUUGGCUAUAGCAUCCUUCAUCCAUCUGAAGUGCCUCGACAUGGCCUUCCGAGCAAGCCCAGUUUCCCAAUUGCGCCCCUCUCCAAACACAGCACAACUCCUGCAACAAUUCCUGCGCUGCCCUCGAAUAGCUCGAGUUCCUCAGCCAGUUUCCAGAUUCGAAAUGACCGAAAUAACCCUGACUCCCAUAAUCCAACCCCAAAACCCUCUGCGGAUUAUUACUCAUCCCAAAAUCUCCCAAUCCAUGAGAAUCAUCGCAAUUGCUCAUUUCCUGGUAAUAUUCACCCUGCCCGAGAUUGCCGAAUUUUCCCAAUUUUUCGGCUCUCAGUGAAGAAGACAAGGAGAGAGAAAGAGCUUGGGCCUCCAUGUUAA